AUCAUCUUUUGUAGUUCAUGCAUUCUCAUUCAACUUAGAGAAAAAACGAGGCGAGGUUACAAUCAAACGGUUUGUGUAUGA
Lactuca saligna is the source of this 81-nucleotide messenger RNA. The record is from the annotation of a GenBank genome assembly. NCBI's taxonomy places the organism in Eukaryota, Viridiplantae, Streptophyta, Magnoliopsida, Asterales, Asteraceae.